Apis florea (little honeybee) is the source of this 1804-nucleotide messenger RNA. RefSeq names its product putative acetylcholine receptor chaperone. The record is from RefSeq and is a predicted model, not a curated record. Gene Ontology annotation, cellular component: endoplasmic reticulum. NCBI's taxonomy places the organism in Eukaryota, Metazoa, Arthropoda, Insecta, Hymenoptera, Apidae. Gene Ontology annotation, biological process: positive regulation of protein localization to cell surface; chaperone-mediated protein complex assembly.
AGUUUUUAAUUUUUUUAAAUUUGUUUUCUAAUUCGCAUAUUACAAAUUUAUUGAAUUUAUGGAAUUAAUCAUUUUUAAAACUGUAUCAUAUGAAAAAUUGAUUGAAAAUUUUAUAUUUUAUAUUUCCUUUAAUAAAAAAAUACAGAUCAUUUAAUUAUUUUAAUUCAUCUUAGUAUAUUGUUCAUAUAUAAUUAGAAACAAUAUAUAAAUAAUAGAUAUUGAAAUUGCAUAAAAAAUGUUAGUUACAAUUAUAGUACACUCAUACUUAUACGACGUGUCUUUAGAAAGCUCAUUAUAAUUACAUUAUAAGGGAAAAGCUAGUGCAACGCAGUGGAAUACGACACGACACGAUACGACGUGCAGGAUACUAAUAUUGUACACGUUAUGCGCUGUCGCAGUCGGAAUAGACCGAGUAAAACCGAAAGAGAAAGAAAAGUAUGAGCAUUACUAUAUCGUGUACGAUAGUACCUAAUUAGUACUAAGUACGAUUUGAAUAAUUGUUCGAAACGUUUAAAAAAAUAUAUUUCUAAUAAUAAUAUAUAUCCAAUAAAUAUGUAUAAUUAAGAAAUAAAAAAAAAAGAAAAAAAAUAAACAAAAAAGAUAGUUAUUUGGGAUUGUACAAGUCAUACAUAACGAAUUCACGGCUACGAGUCAUUCAUCCAGUCUAGUUUCCGAAUCGAUUUCUCUACGUCUAAUACGUUUGUGUUGCUAACGGUCUUCAACUGUCGAAUUAUGGGCUCAGUCGUUUUAAAAUCUCUCUCAGUUCUUCUUGGGAUAUUCUUCGUUUUCGUUGGUACUAUGAAAUUGACUUCUCAUAUUAGUAAAGAUCUGCACAAGGAUUUGAGAAAAGAAUACGUGAAAUACGCAAAGGUAUUUCCAUUAUCUGGUACAUUGGAUUUUAAAGUACCAAGUAAAUGGUAUAGAAGAGUUGUUGGAUCAUUGGAAAUUAUUUGCGGACUCGCAAUGGCCAUAGUUCCAAACCAUAAAAUAAAAAAUGCAUCAAAUACAGUAUUAUUAUUAUUAAUGUUAAUGGCUGUAUAUUCACAUUAUAUGGUAAAUGAUAAAUUUGAAAGAAUUGCACCAGCAUUGGUGUUCUUUUUUAUGCUAACAGGCCGAUUAGUAAUAGAUUGGCAACUUAGACGAGAAGAUACACAGCCAGUAACAGCAAAUGGUGUAGAUGAUAAAACCAAAAAACAAGAUUGAAUUUGAAAUUCUUAUGCAUAUUCAUGAGAUUAAAACCUUCAUUUGGUUAUCAUAUUAAUUAUCACCUGCAACGUAUCAUGUAGGUAAUAGUUCGUUAAAGGAAUCCUUAUUAUGCACGACAAAUAAGUUACUCAUUUGAUUUUUGAUUCCUUAUGAUAAUCAUGUAAAAUAUAUUCUUUAAACUUAUAUGUUAAUUUUAUUCAGAAUUUAUAUCAAAUUACUUUUUCAAUAAUAGCAUUUGAAUUUAAAUCUAAAGAAAUUAGAAAUCUUGAAAAUUUCGAAAAAUAUAAAUAUUUAUCAUUAUUUAUAUAUUACUACAAUAUAAUUUAAUUAAUGAAACAUAAAGUAUUAGCUCAAAUACAAGGUAUUAACUGCCAUUUGAAUUAAUGUGUUCUUCUUGAUAUCAUAUUGAGAUUAAAUGUUUCUAUGUAUAAACAUUGCAUUAUAGCGCACACGCGUGUUUUCUUUGUAUUUAUAUUUUUACUUGUUUUUUUUAUUUUCAAAGAAGAAAACACGCGUAUAUUUAAAAUUCGAAUAAAAAUGUACAAAUUUAAAAUUCGUACAAAUACAUAAUAUAUUAUUACAAUUGAAACGAAAAUUA